ACCUUUAUGUUCUUUAAGAUAGUCUUGCUGUUGCUUAUAUCUGAUGACACAAGUCAUUUGACAAUAAGAAAAAGUUUACGUUUUCAGAUCUAGUCAAUCAUCCUGGACAUUACCUUCCCAGCUGCUCUGGUGUUAAACGAGCUAAAUCCUCAUCAGAAAGGACGCCGCCAUGCAUCAAAGCGUGAUCGUCCAUUUUGUGUUUUUGAGAGUGAGUGGUAGUGCCUACAGACAGUCAAAAAUUGUGGGUCUCAAAGGACUUUGUACCUUGGAAACCAACUUGGGGAAUUUGACUGAUCACGUGAUACGUUGGCCCAAGUCCGUUGAAAGUCGCCAAUUUGGGGAGCUCUACUGGUUCCUCACUUUUGAAAAAACCCUUCCAACUCGCUGACUCUCCAAAAUGGAAACAAUGGACAACAACACACCAUCGGCUGCAAAGUGGUUCGACAAAAUGGAAAGCGACGGAAGUGAUUCGGACCCCGUUGGACUCGUCCCUCAUAACAGAGGUUACAAACUGAAGAGAUGGGCGGCUGAUAGGGAUCAUUUUGGAGGCAGUAAGCUUCGAGCACCGCAGACUAUGUCAGAGCAAAUAGACCUUGUAAAAAAUGGAAAGAACAGAAGUGUUAUCAAGCGCCGAAAGAGAAGAUUUGAUGAAGACUUUUCAGAUGAAGAGGAAGAUCCAUAUACCCAAGUGAAGGUUGAAGAUAUUUUAAGUCCCAUCGAAACACCCUCCGAUAUUGUUCGUCGACCAACUUUGCGACGAAUCUUAAAGUCGCCUCAAAUGGAACUGCUGGCCAACACCAGCAUGGAAUUUAUCGAAAGCGAAAAGACAUUCAACAAGAUCUUGUCAAGAUUAUCAUCAAUAUUAUACUGCGACGACCCACAAUAUGUUGAUGUGACAUACGAACGUACAGCUGAAUCUCAAAAUGGUGAAUUCGGCAUGGAUGUUGACGCAAAGAGUGAUGACAAGGUUAACAAAUCUAGCCCCGAGUCUGUGCAUGCCGGUCGAAACGGACACAAGGGAGAUGCUGUUGCUGAUGAAGAGGCACGACUAAUCCUUGUUCGAGUCCGUGAACUUCUUCAGGAAAACAUAAAUUUUAGCAACGAGUAUCUCAAUAGAUUACGAUCAGCUCGUGCAAAACUUACAAGGACGAAUACCCAGAAAAAACAAUUGUGGAAGCGACUGAAGAUGAAAGCUAUUGAACAAGAGCGAAAGAGAAUUCAACACUUGCAGCAGCAAGCUCAAAGGGAGACAAACGGAGCUGCUAGCGUUCUGUCAUCACUUGCUAGAAACACUUCACCUGGACCUUCUGGUCUAAACUUGUCGUAUACGUAAAUCGACAUGAGCGAAGCUUUGUUGGAAUCUAUUCACAGCUUUUUCAUGUUGUAUCGGGUUAAUAAAUCGUAGCUUCUAGGUUGUUCUGCAUUAAUU
Umbelopsis ramanniana AG is the source of this 1429-nucleotide messenger RNA. RefSeq lists its product as uncharacterized. Bases 398 to 1333 code for a protein of 311 amino acids. Gene Ontology annotation, biological process: negative regulation of silent mating-type cassette heterochromatin formation; negative regulation of rDNA heterochromatin formation. Gene Ontology annotation, cellular component: Rpd3L complex; cytosol. The record is from RefSeq and is a predicted model, not a curated record. The transcript is spliced from 5 exons. NCBI's taxonomy places the organism in Eukaryota, Fungi, Mucoromycota, Umbelopsidomycetes, Umbelopsidales, Umbelopsidaceae.